AUGACCUAUCCCCAGGCAAAGGUGUUAACACCCAGUAGGAAGGAUGUUCUUGUCUUGGCUCCUUGGCUGGCUCCCAUCAUCUGGGAGGGGACCUUCAACAUCGAUAUUCUCAAUGAGCAGUUCAGGCUUCAGAACACCACGAUUGGACUGACCGUGUUUGCCAUCAAAAAGUAUGUGGUGUUCCUGAAGCUGUUUCUGGAGACGGCAGAGCAGCACUUCAUGGUGGGAUACAAUGUCACCUACUACGUCUUCACUGACCAGCCAGCUGAUGUGCCACAGGUGCUCCUGGGGACAGGACGCAGGCUGGUGGUGCUACCUGUGCACAACUACACUCUCUGGCAGGAUGUGUCCAUGCACCGGAUGGAGAUGAUCAGCCACUUCUCAGAGAGGCGCUUUCUUCAUGAGGUGGACUACCUGGUGUGCGCAGAUGUAGACAUGAAGUUCCGUGACCACGUGGGUGUGGAGAUUCUCUCAGCACUCUUUGGCACCCUGCAUCCUGGCUUCUAUGGUAGUAGCCGAAAGGCCUUUACCUAUGAGCGACGGCCAAAAUCACAAGCCUACAUCCCUUGGGAUGAGGGUGACUUCUAUUAUAUGGGGGCCUUCUUUGGGGGGUCAGUGGUGGAGGUGUACCAUCUCACCAAGGCCUGCCAUGAGGCUAUGGUGGAGGACCAGGCCAAUGGCAUUGAGGCCGUGUGGCACGAUGAGAGCCAUCUGAACAAGUACCUGCUCUACCAUAAGCCUACAAAGGUGCUGUCCCCAGAGUACAUGUGGGACCAGCAGCUGCUGGGAUGGCCAUCCAUCAUGAGGAAGCUGAGAUAUGUGGCCGUGCCCAAGAACCAUCAGGCAAUCAGGAACUGAUAGCUGAAUCCCUAUUGGAGAAGCCAGGCCUAAAUACCCAGAGGAACUUCAGGCUGUGUUGGAGCAGGAAGGACUUGAGAGACAUUGCUAACUGUCACCGUCUACCCUACCUCAUAGUCCAGCAGGCACAGAACCACUUGGCUUACC
Molecule: messenger RNA, 1005 nt
Organism: Acomys russatus (golden spiny mouse)
Lineage: Eukaryota; Metazoa; Chordata; Mammalia; Rodentia; Muridae
Product: histo-blood group ABO system transferase 2-like
Exons: 4
Coding region: 1-858 (285 amino acids)
Biological process (GO): carbohydrate metabolic process
Cellular component (GO): vesicle; membrane; Golgi apparatus
Molecular function (GO): glycoprotein-fucosylgalactoside alpha-N-acetylgalactosaminyltransferase activity
Source: RefSeq, a predicted model, not a curated record